Molecule: messenger RNA, 3655 nt
Organism: Cryptomeria japonica (Japanese cedar)
Lineage: Eukaryota; Viridiplantae; Streptophyta; Pinopsida; Cupressales; Cupressaceae
Product: polyubiquitin
Exons: 4
Coding region: 355-3576 (1073 amino acids)
Biological process (GO): modification-dependent protein catabolic process; protein ubiquitination
Cellular component (GO): nucleus; cytoplasm
Molecular function (GO): protein tag activity; ubiquitin protein ligase binding
Source: RefSeq, a predicted model, not a curated record
UAAAUGAAAAAUUUAAAGGGGGACGAAAGGGAGAAACAAACGCACACUUAAAUUGCCAAGAAUCUCCCGUUGAAAUUUGUCCACAUUUGACCGUCCCAAUUUCCAGACCUCGAUUCUACCCACAACGUUCUCGAUUUCACCCGCCUCUUCGCCGAAGGGACACCGCCGCCAACAGAAACUACGCGAUGGUUUACAAACACUCACUAUAAAUAGCCUUCCUGCCUCUUCGAAUACACAUCUUUAUUCUGGGUUUUAUUAAACAAGGCUGAAUAAUACAUUUCAAAGUAGGAGGUUUGUUUUUCUGUAAAGGUUUUCUUUUGCAAUUUUUGCGUUUAAAUAAGAAAGAGAUACAACAUGCAGAUAUUCGUGAAGACUUUGACAGGCAAGACCAUCACUUUGGAGGUCGAAAGCUCUGAUACCAUCGACAAUGUCAAGGCCAAGAUCCAGGACAAGGAGGGGAUUCCCCCAGACCAGCAGCGCCUCAUCUUUGCCGGCAAACAGCUGGAAGACGGUCGUACGCUUGCUGAUUACAACAUCCAGAAGGAGUCCACUCUUCACCUGGUUCUCCGUCUCAGGGGAGGAAUGCAGAUAUUCGUGAAAACCCUUACCGGCAAGACCAUCACUUUGGAAGUGGAGAGCUCCGACACCAUUGACAACGUCAAGGCCAAAAUUCAAGACAAGGAGGGAAUUCCUCCUGAUCAGCAACGCCUUAUCUUCGCCGGCAAGCAGCUGGAAGACGGCAGAACCCUCGCCGACUACAACAUCCAGAAGGAGUCCACUCUUCACCUGGUUCUCCGUCUCAGGGGAGGAAUGCAAAUCUUUGUCAAAACCCUAACGGGCAAGACCAUUACUCUGGAGGUGGAGAGCUCUGACACAAUUGACAACGUCAAGGCCAAGAUUCAAGACAAGGAGGGGAUUCCCCCAGAUCAGCAACGCCUGAUUUUCGCCGGUAAGCAGCUGGAAGAUGGCAGAACCCUUGCGGACUACAAUAUCCAGAAGGAGUCCACCCUUCACCUUGUGCUUCGCCUGCGAGGUGGUAUGCAGAUCUUUGUCAAAACCCUCACUGGCAAAACCAUCACUUUGGAAGUGGAGAGCUCCGACACCAUUGACAAUGUGAAGGCGAAAAUCCAAGAUAAGGAGGGCAUUCCUCCCGAUCAGCAGCGCCUCAUCUUCGCUGGGAAGCAGCUGGAGGAUGGACGAACCUUGGCUGAUUACAACAUACAGAAGGAGUCUACACUUCACCUCGUCUUGCGUCUGCGCGGAGGAAAGAAAUACAUCAUGCAGAUAUUUGUGAAGACAUUGACAGGCAAGACCAUCACUCUGGAGGUCGAAAGCUCUGAUACAAUCGACAAUGUCAAGGCAAAGAUCCAGGAUAAGGAGGGAAUUCCUCCCGAUCAGCAGCGCCUCAUCUUUGCCGGCAAACAGCUGGAAGAUGGGCGUACGCUUGCUGAUUACAACAUCCAGAAGGAGUCCACUCUUCACCUAGUUCUCCGUCUCAGGGGAGGAAUGCAGAUCUUUGUUAAAACCCUAACGGGCAAGACUAUCACUCUCGAGGUAGAGAGCUCCGACACCAUUGACAACGUUAAGGCCAAAAUUCAAGACAAGGAGGGAAUUCCCCCAGAUCAGCAGCGCCUGAUCUUUGCCGGGAAACAGCUGGAGGACGGCAGAACCCUUGCCGACUACAACAUCCAAAAGGAGUCCACCCUUCACCUGGUUCUCCGUCUCAGGGGAGGAAUGCAAAUUUUUGUCAAAACCCUAACGGGCAAGACCAUUACUCUGGAGGUGGAGAGCUCUGAUACCAUUGACAAUGUGAAGGCUAAGAUUCAAGACAAGGAGGGAAUUCCCCCAGAUCAGCAACGCCUGAUCUUCGCCGGUAAGCAGCUCGAAGACGGCAGAACCCUUGCGGACUACAAUAUCCAGAAGGAGUCCACGCUUCACCUUGUGCUUCGCCUGCGUGGUGGAAUGCAGAUCUUUGUGAAAACCCUCACCGGCAAAACCAUCACUUUGGAAGUGGAAAGCUCCGACACCAUUGACAAUGUGAAGGCGAAAAUCCAAGAUAAGGAGGGAAUUCCUCCCGAUCAGCAGCGCCUCAUCUUCGCUGGGAAGCAGUUGGAGGACGGCCGGACUCUGGCUGAUUACAACAUACAGAAGGAGUCUACACUUCACCUUGUUCUGCGCCUGCGCGGAGGUAAGAAAUACAUCAUGCAGAUAUUUGUGAAGACAUUGACAGGCAAGACCAUCACUCUGGAGGUGGAAAGCUCUGAUACCAUCGACAAUGUCAAGUCAAAGAUCCAGGACAAGGAGGGAAUCCCUCCCGAUCAGCAGCGCCUCAUCUUUGCCGGCAAACAGCUCGAGGACGGCAGAAGCCUAGCCGACUAUAACAUCCAGAAGGAGUCCACCCUUCACCUGGUUCUUCGCCUCAGGGGAGGAAUGCAGAUCUUUGUCAAAACCCUAACGGGGAAGACAAUCACUCUGGAGGUGGAGAGUUCCGACACCAUCGACAAUGUCAAGGCCAAAAUUCAAGACAAGGAGGGAAUUCCCCCAGAUCAGCAGCGCCUGAUCUUUGCCGGUAAACAGCUGGAAGACGGCAGAACCCUUGCUGAUUACAACAUCCAGAAGGAGUCCACCCUUCACCUGGUUCUCCGUCUCAGGGAAGGAAUGCAAAUCUUUGUCAAGACAUUGACAGGGAAGACCAUCACUCUGGAGGUGGAAAGCUCUGAUACCAUCGACAAUGUGAAAGCGAAGAUCCAGGACAAGGAGGGAAUCCCUCCUGACCAGCAGCGCCUCAUCUUUGCCGGCAAGCAGCUCGAGGACGGCAGAACCCUUGCCGAUUAUAACAUCCAGAAGGAGUCGACCCUCCACCUGGUUCUCCGUCUCAGGGGGGGAAUGCAGAUUUUUGUCAAAACCCUCACAGGCAAGACUAUCACUCUGGAGGUGGAGAGUUCUGACACCAUUGACAAUGUCAAGGCCAAAAUCCAAGACAAGGAGGGAAUUCCUCCAGAUCAGCAACGCCUGAUCUUCGCUGGCAAGCAGCUGGAAGACGGCAGAACCCUCGCCGACUACAACAUCCAGAAGGAGUCCACCCUUCACCUGGUUCUCCGUUUGAGGGGAGGAAUGCAAAUCUUUGUCAAAACAUUGACAGGCAAGACCAUUACUCUGGAGGUGGAGAGCUCUGAUACCAUUGACAAUGUGAAGGCUAAGAUUCAAGACAAGGAGGGAAUUCCCCCAGAUCAGCAACGCCUGAUCUUCGCCGGUAAACAACUGGAAGAUGGCAGAACCCUUGCGGACUACAAUAUCCAGAAGGAGUCCACUCUUCACCUUGUGCUUCGCCUGCGUGGUGGUAUGCAGAUCUUUGUCAAAACCCUCACCGGCAAAACCAUCACUUUGGAAGUAGAGAGCUCCGACACCAUUGACAAUGUGAAGGCGAAAAUCCAAGAUAAGGAGGGCAUUCCUCCUGAUCAACAGCGACUCAUCUUUGCUGGGAAGCAGCUGGAGGAUGGCCGAACUCUGGCUGAUUACAACAUACAGAAGGAAGCUACACUUCACCUUGUCCUGCGCUUGCGCGGAGGGUUUUAAAUUCUCUGUUUUAUCCGUAGCUCUCAAAUAUGUAUUCGAACUUUUUAUUUAAAUAAAUAAAUUUGUAUCUCUUUUGCCA